Molecule: messenger RNA, 312 nt
Organism: Closterium sp. NIES-65
Lineage: Eukaryota; Viridiplantae; Streptophyta; Zygnematophyceae; Desmidiales; Closteriaceae
Source: the annotation of a GenBank genome assembly
AUGGGCAACCAAGCGUCGUCUGCCUGCCGCAAGGCCGUUCCUGAAAGCCCCGUCUCAGGGUCUGCAACAGAGUGCGUGCAGCAGCCUCAGCAAGCAGCAAGUGCUGCACAGGGUCUUAACCAUUCAGAGCCUUCAUCAGGGCCGCGCUUGUUCCUCGGAUGCAGUUUUCACAGCAGUGAGUCUCCCGUUUGGCAAGAAUUUCCUGACCCUUCAGGGGCUCGUUAUAACCCUCCUGCUGCAACACUUCCUCUUCCAUUCGAGCUGUAUGGCCAACCAUUUUAUAGAGGAUUCCAGUGGGAGAAGAAGGUUUAA